UAUCAUUAAAUAAACUAAUGUAUUGAUGUUUCGCUCUUAUCAAGUACAAUGGUGUUCGUAAGUGUUGUGUUAAUAUCUUUGGCAUGGGUCGCCAUAAGUUACUUCAUCUAUAAUUUUUGCCAGUUGAUUUCCAUUAAAAUGGUAAAUACACUACCUGGUCCAAAGGCAUUGCCACUUGUUGGAAGCGCCUUCUAUUUCCUACAGAAGAAUCCUGACGAAAUUUUGGUUUCUCUAUUUAAGCUUGUGACAAAUUACUCGUCUCCGUUUCAAGUUUGGAUAGGCAACAAAUUAUUUAUUGGAAUAUAUGAACCGGAUCAAAUAAAGAUUAUUUUACAAAACAAGCAUUGUUUGAAUAAGGGCGUAAUAUAUAAACUUAUUGAACCGAUACUUGGCAGGACAUCAUUGCUGACAGCUCCUACAUCUAUAUGGGCUAGGACUCGAAAAAUAUCCUCAAUUUUUAAUACAAAUAUGUUACGAGGCUUUUUCGACAUAUUUGUCGAACAAUCUUUAAUAUUUGUAGAUGAACUAGAAAAAAUUGGAUUAAAUGGAAAAGAGAUUGACUUAUUUGAAUCUCUAUCGCAGUGUACUAUGACCAUUGCAUAUAACACUAUACUAGGUGUCAAAUUGGAUUCACGAUCAGAUAUAAUCAGUCAAUGUUGUGAAGUAAUAAUAAGUUGCAAGAAAAGUUUGAGCUACAGAUUCAAGAAUGUAUUCUUGUAUUCUAAUGUUAUAUUCAACCUCACUAAUUUUGGACGUGAACAACAAAAGAGAUUAAAUUUUAUAUCUUCCGUCGUGAAUAAGAUGAUACAACAACGACAAUGUGCAUUAAAUGAAUCGGAUACAACGAAGAAUAAAAUAACUUACAAGGCAUUUUACGAUAUUCUUUGGAAAGCAUCUCAUGAGGAAAAACUUACGCAAGAGAAUAUUCACGAUAACGUGUUUACGAUGCUAGUAGCGUCUGCCGAUACGACCGCUAUUACAGUAAAUUUUGUGACCUUCAUAUUAGCGAACUUGCCAGAGAUACAAGAAAAGGCAUAUGAGGAAUUGUUGGAGAUUUACGGCAUGACAAAUCCUAGAUCCGUACCAGUUAAAUACGAGGAUCUACAACAUAUGGAUUAUUUGGAUCGUAUUAUUAAGGAAACGUUGCGAUUAUUUCCUGUAGUGCCUGUAAUUGCACGACGGCUGACGGAAGAUUUAAGAAUGGGAGAAAUUAUUUUACCAAAAAGUGCUGAUAUUAUCUUAGCAUUGGGAAAAGUGCACCGAAGUAAAAAGUAUUGGUCAAAUCCAUUAGUAUUUGAUCCAGAUAGAUUUCUUCCAGAGAGACUGGGAAACUCUCAGUUAUGUUAUUAUAUGCCUUUUAGUAACGGGCCUAGAAAUUGCAUAGGUAUGAAGUAUGCGAUGAUUUCUAUAAAAGUUAUAUUAGCAACUUUAAUACGAACAUUCGUGUUCAAAGUAGAUGAAAGUAUCAAGAUCAGUAAGAUAAAAUUAAAAUUCGAAGUUCUAUUAUCUCCCAUUAAACCUCUCAAAGUUAAAAUUGAGAAGCGGAAUUUUCCGUCAGAAGGAAUGUAGUAUUUAAAAAUAUAAUUAAUUUAAUGCGAAGAUAUAUUAGAUAAAAUAAGUACUAUAUAUAAGUACUAUAUUCUUGUGUAUUUAAUAUUCCACAUGUAUUUGUUAUGUCAGUACUAAUAUAUAUAUUUAAUUGAUAGAUUGCAUAUUAGAACGC
Camponotus floridanus (Florida carpenter ant) is the source of this 1723-nucleotide messenger RNA. RefSeq names its product cytochrome P450 4C1. The transcript has 12 exons. Bases 49 to 1569 code for a protein of 506 amino acids. NCBI's taxonomy places the organism in Eukaryota, Metazoa, Arthropoda, Insecta, Hymenoptera, Formicidae. The record is from RefSeq and is a predicted model, not a curated record. Gene Ontology annotation, molecular function: monooxygenase activity; heme binding; iron ion binding.